AUGGCGGCCCCACCCACGGCAAAAAAAUCGAUGCCUUACAUCGCCAGUUCCCCAAGCCGGCGUCAAAUGUUGGACGACAGUCCCAACACCGAUGACGGUCUUCCAGAUACAACAAAUGCACAAGAGAGCAUGCACAGAGUCUACUACAUGCUCAGCACGGGUAAAAAAUCUCUCAUGAUUGGGAUGAUUGAGCUCUAUGCAUUUGUCACGGCCCUGGAGAAGGACUGGGUACAAGUCCAGCGAGGCAUUCCGAUUGCUUAUGGCUCCCUUCCGGCAAAACAAGUCAACAUUUCGCAGUCGGUUGGAUGGAACAAAGCAACUAAGAGACAGAAAGCCGCUUGGAACGAUGGCCGAGCCCCAGACACAACCGAACAGCUCCUUGCGGCAUCCGAACAACCAAUGAAACGUGCCAAGUUAGGUAGACCGAAGAAUUCACCAAAUGUCAACAAGGACCCUCAGUCCACCUAUGUCUCCUACGGAGCUUCGACUAGUAAGCUGGCGCGCAAUCGAUGUUGGCUUGCGGCCGCGUUAGAAUCGCUUUAUGCAGUUUACAGCCCACUGUGGCUCCAAGAACCCGGUGGAAAACAGAACGAUCUAUUCUUUGUACUCGUAUCCCACUUCACAACACGGUCAACUUACGAGAUGUGCAAGAGCCCACAAAUACGUUCAAUCCUAACGCGCGGUUCAAACAAGAUAUUUAUCGAGACACAGAAACUUUACCCACUCAACUUUAUCUCUGGGGCCUUUUCCUCAUGUGAUUUAUUUUUGGAACUCGUCUUGGACGUCAAGAAGAAUAAGUCCAAGACGCUACCAAAGUUGUUUUGUGUCCAGGAAAACCGAUGUGGUAAAUAA
Puccinia graminis f. sp. tritici CRL 75-36-700-3 is the source of this 852-nucleotide messenger RNA. RefSeq lists its product as uncharacterized. Bases 1 to 852 code for a protein of 283 amino acids. The transcript has 3 exons. The record is from RefSeq and is a predicted model, not a curated record. Lineage: Eukaryota; Fungi; Basidiomycota; Pucciniomycetes; Pucciniales; Pucciniaceae.